Messenger RNA from Penicillium nucicola, 213 nucleotides. RefSeq lists its product as uncharacterized. NCBI's taxonomy places the organism in Eukaryota, Fungi, Ascomycota, Eurotiomycetes, Eurotiales, Aspergillaceae. The coding region runs from base 1 to 213 and encodes 70 amino acids. The record is from RefSeq and is a predicted model, not a curated record. The transcript is spliced from 2 exons.
AUGAGUCGCAAUUUUGUUCCUGCACUUCUGGCCAUUGGUGUUGGUGUCUUCACAGGCUACUACACCUUCCAACCGACUUUCCAGCAAAUGCAACACGAGAAGUUGAACGGAACUCACCAGCCUGCUGGACUUUCUGAUAUCUCUGCUUUAAAGGAGAAAUCUGACGCUCCCCCUGCUCAGGGCGACGCCACUACGUCAACGACGGAGAAAUAG